AUGGAUUUAUAUGUUGCUUUUUGGAAUGAUUUUCCAUCUGGUAGAAUGAAUAAAAAAGGAUUUAUAAAAUAUUAUGAAGAAAUUAAAGAUGAAAAAGAUCGAGCAAAUAUUUUAUGCGACCAUGUAUUUGCUGUGUUUGAUAAAAAUCAUGAUGGUACAAUUGAUUUUCAUGAAUUUUUAUUAGCUAUUGCAACAGGUUCACCAGCAGAUUUAGAUAGUCAUCUAAAUUAUGUUUUUGAAAUGUGUGAUGUUUCUGGAGAUGGAGAAAUGGAUCUACAAGAAUUAGCUGCUUUUCUUAAAGCUUCAUUAACUAUUGCAGGUAAACUAAAAAAAACCGACCAUAAUUAUCCAGACGAACUUGCUAUUGGAGUAUUUAAUACGCUUGGUAUUAGUGAAGGAAAAAAAUUAAAUAAAGAACAAUUUAUUAAAGGAUGCAAAAGAGACUCAAGUCUUCGUGAACUGUUCGGUGGUGGACAUUGA
Molecule: messenger RNA, 480 nt
Organism: Rotaria sp. Silwood2
Lineage: Eukaryota; Metazoa; Rotifera; Eurotatoria; Philodinida; Philodinidae
Source: the annotation of a GenBank genome assembly